Molecule: messenger RNA, 459 nt
Organism: Adineta steineri
Lineage: Eukaryota; Metazoa; Rotifera; Eurotatoria; Adinetida; Adinetidae
Source: the annotation of a GenBank genome assembly
AUGACAUCGCUUACUUUACAUUUAUUAACUAUUGUGAUUAGUGUGAUAUUUAUUUUUCUUGGACAUAUUCAACUAACACCACAAUUCUUUCCUGAAUAUCAUAAUCAAAUUCGAAAUGAAUAUGGAAAAUUAAAUAAAGAAUUUCCAUUUUAUCAUUUAACUAAUUGGCGACCAUAUGCAAAAAAUUAUCGAAUAGCUACAGGUGUUAUUGAAAUGUCUUCAGGAAGUUUAUUAUUACUUGGCGGAGGUUUUUCUCAAACAAUGGCAAACAUUGUAUUACUUGCGAUAACAGUAAAUACGAUAAUUUCAUUUCAGAAAUUAAAUUAUGAUAUGGAAUACAUGGCUAUAGCUAUAUUUCUUACAUUUUUACUUACUUUCCGACUUAUUUUAGUGUCACGAUCAAAGGCAUCUCAUGCAGCUAAAGCUGCAAAAAGAAAAAUUGAAAAAAAAGUUGAAUAA